Messenger RNA from Drosophila mojavensis, 11923 nucleotides. RefSeq names its product bromodomain adjacent to zinc finger domain protein 2B (gene tou). NCBI's taxonomy places the organism in Eukaryota, Metazoa, Arthropoda, Insecta, Diptera, Drosophilidae. Gene Ontology annotation, molecular function: protein binding; DNA binding. The transcript has 18 exons. The record is from RefSeq and is a predicted model, not a curated record. The coding region runs from base 1057 to 10920 and encodes 3287 amino acids.
UCAUUUUCGUUUCGGUUGUCGUGCGGUUCACGCGCGGUUUUAUUGACGGCAGUGCGAAAGUGCGAAAAGAGUGUGUUGCAAAUUUCAAGCAUUAUUUUCAAGUUACAAAUUAUAUACAUACAUACAUACAAAUACUAUGUGCAGUGAACAGUGAAAACUGUCGUAAACCGAUGCACGUUAAGCAUUGUGGGCGGCUGCACUUGUAACAGUUAUGGCAACAUAAAUGAAAAAAUACACAAAUUUUAAAAAAGCAAAUGUGAAGAAAAACGCCCACGGCGAAAAUUAUUGCCCCGUAUCGAUGUGUGCAUGUGUGCGUAUGCAUAUGCGUGUGCCCGCGAAACUGUGUAUAUGUGAGUGCGGGCAAAAAUAAGGGGAAUAGGUGAAUUGAGCAUAUGAAAUUGUUUGCCAAAAAAGGGAAAGCCGAUGAAAAUCAAAUGGGAAUUGCGGGCAGGCCCAAAGCUACGCAAUCGCCAAAUUUCGUUUCUGUGCGAGUGUUUUAGAAAAGCAGAAGCAGAGAAGCAGACAAACAAAAUACGAAAGUGCGCAACAAAGCGAGGACGCCGAUAAGCAAACCAGCAGCCGUCGAGCAGCGUUUUACUUGACACAGCCUCUUAAAUUCCACUAAUCAUUUAUUACAAUUACUGUGAACAACAAUCGAUCGUGUGUGUGCGGUAUCUCUGUGAGUGUAUCAGUGUUGGUGUGUGUGUGUGUGUGUGUUAACAGGGCCAAAGAGCCGACAAAUAUUCAAAAUGAAAUCAUUUCAAAGUGAAUGAGUGAGCAGAAAUAAUAAAACUGAAAUAACGAAAACAACAACGAGCAGAAGAAGAACGACAACAGCACUAAUUAUUUAAAUAUGAAAAUUUGGAUUACUACAACAGCAACAACAUAAUCAUCAACGACAACAACAACAACUAGUGGAAGAGCUAUGAAACAUCCCAAUUGGAGGACAAAAUAAAGACGGAUCAAAGAUUGUUGUGGCAGUUAAAAGCACAACAAAAACAAAAAUAAUAAUAAUAACAAAAAGGAAAACAAACAACAAAAACUUUGCACUUUAACAUGAACAAAAAUGCCGGCGAUGGCAGCGGCAACGAUGGCAAAAACUCAAAUAAUCACGGUGGAAAAGGGGGCUCCGGGGCGGGUGGCGGCGCAGGGGCUGGCAAUCCCCAUGAUCCCACCGGACUGUUAGAUGCGGCAUCGCUGUUCGCCUAUUGGGGCCGCGAUCCAACUGGCGCUGCAGCUGCGGCUGCCUCAAAUCCGCUCUUCAACUCGCAGUUCAAUGCAGCCGCUGCCGCCGGCUUGGGCCUGCUGCCAAAUGCUGCGGGCGCAGCAGCAGCUGCUGCCAACGACCGUUAUUCAUCAAUGGCCGCAGCAGCAGCGGCAGCUGCCGGCGCCCACCAUCAUCAGAACACAAUGGCCGUCGCGGCCUCGCAGGCAGCCAGCCUAGCGGGUCUGCACCCAGCAAGCUGGUGGUCCAUGGCUCAGUUGGCAGCGCAGGAUUAUUUCAGUCGCUUGCAGGCAUCGGGCCUCUCGCCAUUUCCCCAUCCCGAUCUGGCCGCUGCCUUUGGGCCCGCUGCCAUGGCGAUGGGCGGCGGGGGCACUGGCUCUAGCGGUGGUGCAGGCGGCGGUGCGGGCAUGGUGGGCGUUGGCGGCGGUGGAGGUGGCGGCUCGGGCGGUGGCAGCAGCUCCAGCAGCAAGUCGAACAAAUCGCGCAAAGAGAAGCGCGCCGCUCAGCAGCAGCAGCAGCAACAACAACAACAGCAGCAACAACAAAAUCUGGCCAACAGUCUGAAUGCUGCAGCGGCAGCAGCAGCCGCGGCGGCUGCGAACAAUCCAGCUGCAGCGCUGGCCAGCAUGCAUGGCUUUGGACUGCCAGGCACCAGCAUGCCGUCCUCGGGCAGCAGCUCCUCAAUAUCAACAAGCAGCGCCGGACACGGUAGCUACAAGAGUACUGCCAGCGCAUACGGAAAGCCGUCGACGAUGACCAGCAGCGGCAGUGGAAGCAGUAUUGCAAGCAAUCCCGGAUCUGCAUACGAUCCGGUCACCCUGCACAAGGAGCUGUUGGCCAUGCAGGCCGUUGCAGCGGCUGCCUCGGGCUCUGGAGUGGGCGGCAUGUCGGGCUUGGGCAGUGGCGGCAGCUCCAACAGUUCCUCCGGCAAGAAGUCCAGCGGCGGUGCUGGUGGAGGCGGCGGUGGCGGCGGCAGUUCGUCUCUGCAUGCCCACGGCCUAUCGAAUCUGGCGAUGAGCCUCGGCGCCGGCAGCAGCAGCGGUGGAGGCGGCGGCAGUGGUGGCGGCAUCAUGUCCAGCAGCAAAGCUUCGACCAAUGUCAGCUCCAGCUCGAGUGGUGGCAUGCAUCCGGGCCUGGCAAUGUCGCCGCACGGCAACAUGUCGGGCAGCGGCAUGGGCAGCUCUGGCAAGGAUCGGGAUCGCGAUAAGAACAAUCCGUCGCUGAAUGCGCUCAACUCGCUGUCACAAUUCGGAGCACUUGGCUUGACGCCGCAGCAGAGCAUGCAGGCGGCUAUGAAUGCCUUUGCCGCAAGCACUGGGGCCAGCGCCACGGUCACCUCGUCGGCCCACUCGUCCCAGCAGCAGCAACAGCAGCAGGUGCCCAGCACAACGAUGGCCGGCGGCAGUGCGGCCAAGGUCAAGGACUACAUGAGUAAUGCGGCCAUGAUGAGCAGCAGCAGCGAGCAUCCGUCGCUGUUGGGCGUAAGACUGCCGCCGGAUACGGAGAUUAUUAAGUACACGUCCUCCAUCGUGGGCCCCAAGAUUCCUGGUAGUACUUCACGCGGUCGCAAGAAGACCAUAUCUGAAACAGAACAACAACAACAACAACAACAGCAACAACAAGCCACACAGAAACAACAACACCAAGCAGAACAACAACAACAACAGCAACACCUUACACAACAACAACAACAACAGCAGCAGAAGGAUUUAGAAAGUACAACAAAUGCAAUUUCCUCUCUGCUUGCAUUUCCAGGGCUCAGUCCAGCGAAGCGUGCCCGACUCGAAAUGGAGUACGCAGCCAUGGCGGCGGCGGCGCAACAACAACAGCAUCUGCACGGCAUGCUGGGCGCGGCCGGCAUGCCCAUGGGCCUAGGCAUGACGCCCAUGGAGCAGCUGAGCAGCGUCUCCAAGGCAGUGGUGUCGGCCGCAUCGUCCUCCUCGACGGUGACCAGCACCGCUGGCGGCUCUACGUCGGGCCACAGUCACAACCAAAAUGCGUCCAGCGAUCGCGUGGAAGUGAUCAAGUUGCCACCGACCAUCACCUCCAACGGCGCAUACAAUCUGUCCAGCAAGGGAUGCGGCAAGGAGCUGCACGACUUGACCGGGGAUCCGGCUCUCGCCUCUGGCGUCAAUCUGAGCCUCAAGUCGAGCGGCGCGCCCGCCAGCGGUGCCAUUGGCUCUGCCUCCAAUCCCAUUACCAUAGACGACUUCGAUGCUCCGCUUAAUCUGUCCAUGAAGCCCUCGGACAAGAGCAGCAGCAACAAUGUGAAUUCGACAGGAGGCGCCUCAUCUGCUGCAUCAUCGUCGACGGCCUCGGCGGCGUUGGGCAAUCUGGCCAGCGAUUAUCAAACAGGGCAGAGCAGCAGCGGCAACGGAUCGAACAGCUUGCAGAGCCUGAGCUCCAUAACAGCCGCCUUGGGUGGCACCGGCGGCAUGCCCGGCGGUUCCAUCUCUGGCAGCGGCAGUGGAGCAGGCGGUGCAUCGCCUUCGCCGGCUCAGAGCAGCUUGCCCGCCGCUUCGGGCACGUCUGGCUCGUCAGGCUCGGGAUCGGGCUCAUCAACCUAUAAGGAGGGACGACCACGCAAUCUGGGUCGCGGCGUAUCGAAGCCCAAGAAGAACACGGUGGCCUCGCUGCUGGCCCAAUCCCGUGCCGUCGGCCUGAAGCCCAUGCUGGCCACACAGCAGCUGCUGCAGCAGGGCGCAGACAUUGAGAAGAUCCGCUUGGCGCUGAGCGAGGCGAACGCACACAUGGAAACGUCGACAGACUCGGAGAGUGUUGCCGCCGAGAGCGGCAUGUCGGAGUCGGAAAGUGAGGAUGCGAACAUAUUGAAUGUGGCGGAGCUGCGCGUGCCCUUGGAGCUGGGCUGGAAGCGAGAAACAGUCAUACGUGGCCUGACCAAGCAGGGCCAGAUACGCGGCGAGGUCACCUACUAUGCGCCGGGCAGCACCCUGCCCCUGAAGACCAUUGGCCAAGUGUUUGCUCUCUUGGAUCAGCAGCCAUCGAAUUUGUCGCGCGAAAACUUUAGCUUCUCGGCGCGUGCGAUUGUCGGCUCGUUCCUGCAGCCAGCGCCGGCGCCUUAUGCCAACGAUGGCGACUACAUACGCAUGACGGACGAGGAUGUGGCCAAGCGGCUGGAGGAUCUGAAAGUGUUCACGCGCCAGACGCUCAACGUGGAGCAGCGCAUCGAGAUCGCCAAGCAGCAGCAGGCAAUGCGCGACGCCAAGAAGCAACAGAAGGAGGAGCUGGCACGCAACAAGGAGAAGGCGCGACAGGAGAAGAAUGCCAAGCUGGAGCAGCAGCGCAAAGAGAAGGAGCUCAAGAAUCAGCAGGCCAUUGAGGAGCGCAAGAAACGGCAGGAGGAACUGGAUCGCCUCAAGCAGGAGGAGUUGCUCAAGAAGCAGCAGGAGAAAGAGAAGCGACGUCAGGAAGCAAUUCUAGCUAAGGAACAGGAACUUCAGAAGCAAAAGGAGCUGCUGCUAGCUGCCGAAAUGGAGCGCGAGCGUCGUCGUCAGCACAUGAAUCUGAUUCGCAUGCUGGAGGUGCGGCGCAAGUUCGAGGAGCGGGAGAAGAAGAAGCACCAGCUGGUGCUGGAUCGCUUGAUACUGCGCGAGCGUCGCAUGGCGGAGCGCAAGCGAGAUGCAGAGAUUUUGCAGCUAAUACGCAAACCGAGCGAGGAUUCGGAGCUGCCGCAGGAGCUGUCUGUGCCGGAACUGGAGCGCAUCGCUGGCAAUCGGUUGCCUGGACAGGCGAUGGCCGAUCUGCUGAUGGUGUUUGAGUUCUUGCACAACUUUGGCGAGACGCUGGGCUUCGACAUGGAGUCGCUGCCAUCGCUGCAGAAUCUGCACGAUGCGCUGAUCAGCGACAGCAACGCCGACGCCGAGGAGGAGCUGUUGUCGGUGAUGACGCAUUUGCUGGUCUGUGCCAUCGAGGAUCCGGGCGUGCCCAAUCCGGGCCGCCAUACCACGCUGCUGGGCCAGUCGCUGCGUAACGCGGACAUAACCAAUUCGAAUGUAUCCGAAAUUCUGCGCAUCUAUCUGUACGCCACGGCCACCGGCGAGAUACGACAGAUGCACGGCAUCACUGUGGACAGGGAGCGCGAGCGCCGAGUGCCCGACCACCAUCAGGUGGAUGCGGACACGGCCACGCACUCGGCCAAGAAUCACGAGUACUACAAGCUGCUGCACGAGAACGACACCUGGAAGCUGUCGCAUGCGCUCAAGGAUCGGCCCUUCGUGGCGCUCAAUCCGACGCGCAAGGCGCAGAUGCUGGCGCACCUGUGCAACGACCUGCUGAUGAACAAGGCCGUGCUGCGGCAGAUCGACGGCAGCCUCGAGACCUGCGCCCAGAUGCGCAAGGAGAAGUACAUGACUGACAUGAAGGUGCGCAAGUACAAGGCGCUGCACCAGCGCAAGGCGCGCAUCGAGGCCUACGAGAAGGCGCAGGCGGAGCGCGAGGCGGCCAUGCAGGCGCUGCUGGCUCAACAGAAGCUCGACGCGGAGCGGGAGCGCGAACGCCUCGCCAAGCAGGCGGAGGCCGAGGCCGAGGCGGAGGCCAACAAGCAGGCAACGGCCGAGACAUCGGCCGAUGGAACAGCCGCUGCAGCUCCGAGUGCAACGGAGGGCAGUGCUGCGGGCGCCGACUGCAACAGCGAGGAUAAAACGCAGGAGGAGCAGGACAAGCAGGAGCAGCAGCAGCAACAGCAGUCGCCAGAAGCGGAACAACAAUCACAGCCCAUGGACUUGGAUGGCGAUGCAGCAGUUCCGAUUGGAACUAACAACGAUGCUGUGGCAUCUCAGGCUGCUGCCUCCUUGGUCGAGGUGAGCCCGUCGAAGCAGCUGGCCAAAUUGGAGGAGUACCAGCACAAUGGCGGCACAGCCGGAGUCGGUGGUGCGGUGGCGGAUGGUGGAAUGUCGGCCAUGCUGCAGGCAAAGAAGAGCGGCGCACGCAACUCCAUCAAUGAGGAUGGGCACACGCAGAGCCACGAUGUGAGCAUCAUCGAGGAUGACCUCUCCGACCUGGACUCGGAGAUAACCAAUGUGGAGGAGGACGAGGACAAUCGCCUGAGUGCGGAUGAGCUGCAAAAGAAACUGGACAAAAUUGUGCGCGCCUCGCUCAACUGCAAGGAGGCGCUGGAGAAGAGCACCAAUCAGCUGCGCGCCGCCUGCUUUGGCCAGGAUCGGUUCUGGCGACGCUACUGGAAGCUGCCAAAGGCCGGCGGCAUAUUCAUCGAAGCUCUGGAGUCGGCACAGAACGAGAUUUGCGACUAUCACGAGGCACUGGAGGCCAUGGACGAGCAGCAGCAGAAGCAGAAGCCAGCGGAACCGGCACCCGAUGCAACGGAACAGAUGGCCGUGGAUGAUAGCGCUGUGCCCGAAGAAACACCCGAGGCUGAAGCAGAUGCGCCAGCAGCAGCAGCAGCAGCAGCAGUAGCAGGAGCAACAGUUGAUGCAACUGCAGCUGAGGCCAUGGAAGUUGAUGAGGCAAAGGAAGUGGACAGCGGCAAGGCGCAACAAACGAAUCAUCAGGCGGAGCACGUGGUCGAGGACGACGAUGACGAUGAUGAUGUGACGGAGAUUAACAAAGUGGAGCCGGAGAUAGUGGAUCUGGGCGACGACGAUGACGAUAUGCCGCCCGCCGUUGUGAAGCCCGCCGAGCCAAUUGUGACGAGGCCCGAGAUUAAGGUCAAGUCGGAGAUGGAACUAAUGGGACCGCCGCCGACGGUCAUCUCCACAAAGACGGACUUUGAGGCCGAGAUUAAAAUACCCACCAUUCCGGGUCUGAUACCAACGCUCAGCAACAACAACAACAACGGCAACGUCAACAGCAAUAAUAACAACAACAACAACAGCAAUGGCAACGGCAACGGCAACUGUGAAAAAAUGGAGGCACUCACUCAAGAUGAUCUGAAGAAGGAGGACGACUGCAUCAUUGUGUCCACUACACAGGUGGGCGAGGACACUACGCCGCGCUGGUUCUCGAUAGUGAAGCGCGAGGUGCCGCUGAUCAGCGAGCUGCCCGCGGAGGAGGGCGGCGUGGUGGCCCCAGAGCUGCAGCUGAGCUAUGCCAACUCCCAGAACUGCAGCGCACAGCUGCAGAUGCAGGGACAUCCGUGGGAUCUGAUCAACAACAUGCAGUACUAUAGCAUACCCAUGGAGGAGUGCAAGGUGGAUCCGAGCAAGUUCAGUCAGGAGUGCAUCUUCACGCUGUCGGGGCUGGACGAGAAGCAGAUGCAGGCCAAGCUGGAUGAGUACGAACAGGCCAAGUUAACGGUGUCAAAAAACGGUCUGGCGUCUCCUCAUCGUUGCCAGACAACUGAUGAGGAGCAGCAGCAGCAGCAAGAGCAACAAUCACCGCAACAGCAGCCAAUGAAGCUGUCCAAGUCCGAGUCUGAGUCGGAUUCGUUUUUUCGUUUGCGCGCUGAUGCCGCACCGGACACAGGAGGCGGGAACGGCGAAUCUUCCGAGCUGAAGCCCAAGAUUGAGCUGCGUCUGGAUGAGGCCCUGUCCCAGGCGUAUUAUCACAACAUAGCGAACAUGUCGCUGAGCAGCGUGCAGACCUACAUACCGAUCGACAUUCCUCUGCCACUCUCGAUGACGCCGGACGAGCACCGGCUGUUGGAGCAGGUGAAGCUGGCCGGAUUCCCGGAGAAGGUGCACGGCGUCUAUGUGCCACGCCGGCAGCGCUAUGGCUGGUGGCAGCUGGACGAUGAGCAGAAGCUGCGCCAGCUGCUGAAGACACUGAAUCCCUCGGGAUUGCGAGAGCGCGAGCUGCAGGAGAAUCUAACGCGAUUCCUGAGUCUUGAGCAGCCGUUGGGCAUCAACUAUCAGCUGAAGCUGAACGACGCCCAGGCUGAGCUGGUGGAGUACAUGCUGCCGGAUCGGCCGGGCGACUGGAAUCCCAAGGUGGCCAGGCGCGUGGAGCUGGCACUGCUGGAGCAGCUGGAGUCGCUCGAGGAUAAGAUAGCGAGCGCCUCGAUGCAGCUGAAGAACUGGCAGUUGCCCACGCGCAGCGACAACGACGUCAGCCUGGCCGAGCAGGAGGACUUGACCGAGGCGGACUUCGUGAGCAUCAUACCCAUGAUCCGGGAGCGCAUCAUCGAUCUGGAGGCGAACAUUGAGCGACGCUAUCUGAAGCCUCCGCUUGGCUCGCAGACCGGAGAUGCCCACCUGGCGGUCAUAGCACAGAAUCAGCACACCUCGACGCAGACCCAGAACUCUGCCUCGGCGGCCGCAUAUCUGCUGCAGAUGCAGCAGCAGCAGCAACAGCAGCAGCUGAUGGCCCAGCAGCAGCAGCAGAGCCAACAGCCCGGCAAUAGCCUCAAUGCCUCCGCCUUCAAUGAGCGCACCAUGGCGUUGGCAGCGGCUGCCGCGGCGGCUGCUCCAAGCAGCAGUCUUGCGUCCGCCUCCUGCGACACAGCAGCGGCGGCAACAACAGCUGCAGCUGCAGCAGCAGCAGGAGCAACGGCGUCAGCAGCAUCAGCUGGCAGCAUGGAGCCCUGCUCUGGCGCCGCCUCGCCGGCGAGCAACUGCGACAGCGACAAGGACGAGAAGGUGGAGAAUAUACCCAAGGGAUUGGUGCAGUGGCGCGAUGCUGUCGCUCGAUCCCACACCACCGCCCAGCUGGCCAUGGCGCUCUAUGUGCUGGAGUCCUGUGUGGCCUGGGACAAGAGCAUCAUGAAGGCGUAUGCAAUGCCCGCAAAGAACAACAAGUCCAACAAGAAGAAAAGUAACGCCAAAAAGCAGGCAACACCAAAGAAGAAGCAACAACAACAACAGCAGCAGCAGCAACAACAACAACAGCAGCAGCAGGAGCAAGCCCCAUCGAAAGCCAAACAAACAAAGAAAGAAAAGGACAAGGAAAAGAAGCAAUCGAAAGCCGCAGCUGCAGCACAGGCCAAAGCGAAGCAGGCGGAAACCGUUAAGGAGUCGACGCCAGCAGCCAAGACUGCAUCGAUGACCAUCAAAAUCAACUUGAAGGCUUUGGCACAGAAUGGAUGCGACCGUGCUCGUGACCAGAACAACGCCACCCCGAACUCGAACUCCAACUCGAACUCGAACUCGAACUCAGACACGAACUCGAACUCGGACAGUGACUAUUCGAACUCGCAUUCGAACGGCAAACGGAAACGACGACGACAAGGACGACGUUCAGGCACUACUACAAACUCUUGCAAAUAUUCAAACUCCUUACAGAAUUGCCAGUUCUGCACCUCGGGCGAGAAUGAGGACAAGCUGCUGCUCUGCGAUGGCUGCGACAAGGGCUACCACACCUACUGCUUCAAGCCCAAAAUGGACAACAUACCCGAUGGCGACUGGUAUUGCUACGAGUGCGUCAACAAGGCGACCAACGAGCGCAAGUGCAUCGUAUGCGGCGGGCAUCGGCCAUCGCCCGUGGGCAAGAUGAUCUACUGUGAUCUGUGCCCGCGCGCCUAUCACGCCGACUGCUACAUUCCGCCACUGCUGAAGGUGCCGCGUGGCAAGUGGUAUUGCCAUGGCUGCAUCACCCGUGCUCCGCCGCCGAAGAAGCGCAGCGCCGCCAGCAGCGGCGGCAGCAGCAGCAAAUCGCGACGGGAUCGCGACGCCAGCACCGCAGCCAAGCGACGAGGCAGCGACAAGCAGCAGCUGCUGGCUUCGGCUGGCAGCAUGGAGCAGCUCUGCUCCAUCGAUCAGCAUCAGCAGCAGCAGCAACAACAACAGCAGCAGCAGCAGCAACAGUUGCAUCUGCACAGCUCUCAGCAGUCGCUCAACUCGUCGCACGAUGAGUCCAUGACAUCCUUGCCAGCGCCGCUUAGUCCGGCGCAUUCGAUUGCCUCCGGCACGUACGAUGAGCACCACCACAACAACUCCAUCGACGCCAGCCGCUUCCAGGCGCACGUCGGCAACAACAAUGGCGGCGCGCAGCUGGAGGAGAAUGCUUCGUUUGCUGCUGGCUAUGCAGCGCCGAACAGCUUUGGCGUGGUGCCGACGCAGCAGGCGCAGGGAAUGCAGUUUGUGGCCAUGUCGCCGCGCGCUGUGACGCCCACACGGACACCGACGCCCACGCUGACGCCGACGCCCACCUCGACGCCUGUGCCAGCGCCAACGCCGCCACCGCCGACGCUGACAGCGCCGCUGCAGCCGCCGACGGCAAAUGUGGCGGCACCUGUGCUGAUGCAGUCCUCGCCCACCUCGCUGCUGAACGUUGCCUGUCAAUCGCCGCCGCAGCAGCAGCAACAGUUGCUGGCUAUGCCGUCGCCCAGAACGUGCACACCGACGCCACCAAGUGCUGGGACGCAAAUGUCGCCGCCCCCGAUUAACAUACACGCCAUACAAGAGGCCAAGGAGAAGCUGAAGCAGGAGAAGAAGGAGAAGCAUGCCACCAAGAAGCUGAUCAAGGAGCUGGCCGUCUGCAAGACGCUGCUGGGCGAAAUGGAGCUGCAUGAGGACUCCUGGCCGUUCCUGUUGCCAGUGAACACCAAACAGUUUCCCACAUAUCGCAAGAUCAUCAAAAGUCCCAUGGAUCUGUCCACAAUCAAGAAGAAACUGCAGGAUUUGAGCUACAAGUGCCGCGAAGACUUUUGCGUUGAUGUGCGGCAAAUCUUUGACAACUGCGAAAUGUUCAAUGAGGAUGAUUCGCCUGUGGGCAAGGCGGGUCACGGCAUGCGCAAGUUCUUCGAGUCGCGCUGGACGGAGCUCACAGACAAGCACUCCUGAUACCCUACUCAGACGCAGUCAGGUCCAGCCGCAGCUGCAGCAUCUGGAAGUACAACAGCAACAAUAACAACGGCAGCAGCAGCAGCAGCAGCCCCAACGAUGGCGACGACAAUGCAGCCAACAGCAACAGCGCAAUUCUGGUAGAGAUCGGGGCAGGGGUGGGAGAAGGCUGCUUAGCUAUAGAAUUUGUAUAUAACGGAAGAUGAACAGCAAGUAGUAGAGGGCUAAGCUUAAGUAUGUAGCGAUCGUUUGUAUUAUUACGCAUUAUAUUAAAACAAAUAUACAUACACAUACUAUAUAGAGACAGAGAGAGAUAGAGAAAGAGAGAGAGCGAGCAGGAAAGUAUUCAACGUCCUAGGUUACAUGCAGAGAUCUUCGAUCUGUGAAUAUAUCUGUAGCAGCAAACUGACAAGAACGCGUAACUAAUUAGUUGCAUUGCAAGCAGCAACAGCAGCUAACUAACUUUAGACUACAACUACUAAAUAGGUAGAAGAGCUGACGAAACUAAACGGAACAGUCUUGUGUGUGUCUAUGCAACAUUUGAACAGUAUUUGCGCACAAAGCUGCUUUUGCUUUGUUAUUAUUAUUAUAUUAUUUGAUUUGGAUUAAUUUAGUUGUUCGGAUAGUAGUUAAACUGUAACUGUAACUGUAAUUGUAACUGUAACUGUAACAUGUAACUCUUAACUGUAAUUCUAACUAUACCUACCUACUAUAAAUAGAAACCCUUCGCUUUAUGGUUUACCCCAUUGUAUUUGAUUUGUUAGAAAUCACCGGAGCGCUCAUUUAAGUUUUAAUUUGUAUCUGUACUUAUAUAAAUAUAUAUUUAGUGAAACAUUCAAUUGUAUUUAUAUAUGUAUAUCCUCAUAUAUAUAUAAAUGUGACCCAAAACCUAAAUCUAAAUCUAAACUUACCUAUAACAUACUCAAAAGGUAGAUGGCCGCAUUUUGUAAAUGAAUUCAAAAUUAAAUUAAAUGAAUACAACAUUUGUUUAUUUCAACAACAA